Messenger RNA from Elephantulus edwardii (Cape elephant shrew), 594 nucleotides. RefSeq names its product cyclin-dependent kinase inhibitor 1B (p27, Kip1) (gene CDKN1B). The coding region runs from base 1 to 594 and encodes 197 amino acids. The record is from RefSeq and is a predicted model, not a curated record. Lineage: Eukaryota; Metazoa; Chordata; Mammalia; Macroscelidea; Macroscelididae. Gene Ontology annotation, cellular component: cytoplasm; nucleus. Gene Ontology annotation, biological process: negative regulation of cell population proliferation; regulation of cell cycle; G1/S transition of mitotic cell cycle. Gene Ontology annotation, molecular function: cyclin-dependent protein serine/threonine kinase inhibitor activity; protein-folding chaperone binding. The transcript is spliced from 2 exons.
AUGUCAAACGUGCGAGUGUCUAACGGGAGCCCGAGCCUGGAGCGGAUGGACGCCAGGCAGGCCGAGUACCCCAAGCCCUCCGCCUGCAGAAACUUAUUCGGCCCGGUGAAUCACGAAGAGUUAACCAGGGACUUGGAGAAGCACUGCCGAGACAUGGAAGAAGCCAGCCAGCGCAAGUGGAAUUUUGAUUUUCAGAAUCACAAGCCCCUGGAGGGGAAGUACGAGUGGGAAGAGAUGGAAAUGGGAAGCUUCCCCGAGUUUUACUACAGACCCCCGCGCCAACCCAAAGGCGCCUGCAAGGUGCCGCCGCAGGAGAGCCAGGAUGUCACCGGGGGCCGCCAGGCUCAGCCUUUAAUUGGGUCUCAGGCGCAGUCAGAGGACACACACUUAGACCAAAAGACUGAUGCAUCAGACAACCAGACGGGGCUAGCGGAGCAGUGCGCCGGGAUGAGGAAGCGACCUGCCACAGACGAUUCCUCUACUCAAAACAAAAGAGCCAACAGAACAGAAGAAAAUGUUUCAGAAGGUUCCCCGAAUGCUGGUUCAGUGGAGCAGACGCCCAAGAAGCCGGGCCUCAGAAGACGUCAGACGUAA